Molecule: messenger RNA, 1170 nt
Organism: Aureobasidium uvarum
Lineage: Eukaryota; Fungi; Ascomycota; Dothideomycetes; Dothideales; Saccotheciaceae
Source: the annotation of a GenBank genome assembly
AUAACGCCAUUCAGAGUCGACAUCCCGGCGGCCGAAGUGAAACGUCUGCACCGCAAGCUCCACGAUACUCGCCUUCCUGGACGACCCAUUGUGCCUGACGCGGGAAUCAAGUAUGGGCCAAGCUAUGAGUGGGCGCAAGAUCUUCUCGAAGCCUGGAAACACGACUUUGACUGGACGGCUGCACAGGAUAUGAUGAAUGAAUAUCCGCACUAUCUUGCCCAUAUCGAAGACAUGAGAAUACACUUCCUUCACGCGCCCUCUCAGAAGCCAAACGCUAUUCCUCUGCUGAUGGUGCAUGGUUGGCCCGGUUCGUUCUGGGAGUUCAGUCAAGUUUGGGGACCCCUUUCGAGCCCUGAGGACCCAGAUGGGCAAGCCUUCCACGUUGUUGCACCGAGUCUUCCUGGCUUUUGUUGGUCGGACUGGCCCCCAUGCAGUGGAUGGACACUCCAAGAUACCGCCAGAGUGUUUGACACAUUGAUGAGAAGUCUUGGCUACAAGAAAUACAUGGUGCAAAGUGGUGACUGGGGGCACUUUGUUGGCCGCGAGCUUGGCUCAAAGUACACGGACUCAUGCAAAUUGUUGCACUGCAACUUCUCACCCGGUUCUCUGCCAGAUGAUGUGGAAUACACUGAUCGUGAGAAGGCCGUUGCUUCUCGUGUGGACGAUUGGAUGGAGAACCAUCUUGGAUAUGCCGUUUGCAUGCGAACCCGUCUGACCACCGAUACANNGCCUCACACCAUCGGUCUGGCUCUUCACGACAAUCCGAUGGGCAUUCUCAUGUGGGUUGGCGAAAAGUACAACGAAGCUGCCGACCCUGAGAAGCAGAAACGACCAUUUUGGACUGAAGCUAUCCUUACAACAGCUAGUCUAUACUACUUCACAGGCUGUAUCAUUCCCUCUAUGCUUACCUACUACGAAAACAUACGCCAUGAACAGUUCGCUGCUUUUACCACCUUACCCGAGCAUAAAAUCAAGGUUCCAUACGGAUACACCUCAUUCUUUUGGGAUACCGAGCCUUCGUCCCAACGCGCGGUCGAGCAAACAGGAAACUUGGUGUACUACAAAGAGAGGAAUGAUGGAGGACACUUCGCCGCCCUCGAACAUCCGGAAGGACUUGUGGAAGAUUUGAGAGAAUUUGCGUCUCAACAGUGGUCAAACAUCCGGGAUGAC